Messenger RNA from Saccoglossus kowalevskii, 1612 nucleotides. RefSeq names its product lysosome membrane protein 2-like. Gene Ontology annotation, molecular function: scavenger receptor activity. NCBI's taxonomy places the organism in Eukaryota, Metazoa, Hemichordata, Enteropneusta, Harrimaniidae. The record is from RefSeq and is a predicted model, not a curated record. Gene Ontology annotation, cellular component: cytoplasm; lysosome; membrane.
AUGGUACACGCCGGUGUCAAGUUAUGUGUUCCGUUGGCAGUUGGUACGAUAUGCAUGUGUCUUGGAGUGGCGCUUGUCUUCGUAUUGGACAACAUUGUACAUUCUAUGGUGAACACAAAAAUGACUUUAACCAAUACAUCAGCAAUGUACAAUAGCUGGAAAAACCCACAAGCUCCAGUAUAUAUGCAGUUCUACGUCUAUGAUAUCAUUAAUUCUUACGAGGUACAACACGGUAAAGAGUUGCCUUAUGUUAUCCAGAAAGGUCCAUAUACUUAUAAGGGUUAUCGACCAAAGAUUGACGUCCAUUUCAAUAACAAUGGGACAGUCUCGUAUACUCAGAAUGUCACAUACUUCUUUGAUCGCAGCAUGUCAUCUGGGUGGGAUAACGAGACUUUGACAACAAUUAACAUUCCAUUAAUAAGUGUAGCUAGCAUGGCACGAUACAUGCCAGAUUUACUGCAGACAUUGAUCGAGGCACUGGAGAAAGUGUCUGGUGCCGAGCUGUUUAUGAAGAAAACAGUCGCUGAACUUUUAUGGGGUUAUGAUGAUGAUAUGCUGAAGUUUAUUAUGAACUUAACAAAAAAACGGUUUAUUAAAUCAGAUAAGUUUGGGAUUUUUAUAGGGAUGAAUAAUUCAGACAAUGGUAUGCACACUGUUUAUACAAGUGCUGAUAAGCUAAAUAUUAUUGACAAAUGGCAAGGGUUAUCUAGUCUACCAUGGUGGAAUGACCAGUAUGCAAAUAUGAUCAAUGGCACCGAUGGUUCACAAACUCCACCAUUUUCUGAUCGAUCCAAACCUACUUAUUUAUUCUCAGCGGACAUUUGCAGAUCGGUUUAUGGAGUGUUUGAGAAAGAAGUCGAAGUGAGAGGAAUCACGGCUAAUCGAUUUGUCCUUGACUCCUAUAUACUGGGCAAUGUCACAGAUAAUCCAGAUAAUGCAGCAUAUUGUACACCUAAAAACAACUGUCUUCCAUCAGGGCUACUCAAUACGAGCGUUUGCCACGAAGGUGCACCGAUUGUUUAUUCAUUUCCGCAUUUCCUGUACGCCGAUAAAGACGUGAUAUUACCGUGUAUGAACCCAAACAAAGAAGAACAUCAAACACUAGUUGAAUAUGAUUAUGUUACUGGUAUAUCGAUGAGUGUUUAUAAACGAAUGCAAGUAAAUGUCCAUUUAACAAGGCAAAAAGAUAUCAGUGACCUUUCUGAGAUAAAUGAUGUUUAUUAUCCAGUUUUGUGGUUAAAUGAGUCGUUUACAAUAGACGAAGCCAGUGCCACCAAAUACAAACAUAUGGUACUUGUACCUCUGUACUUGGCCAAAAUAACGCCAUGGGUUGUGUUCGGUAUUGGAUGCCUCAUUGUCAUCAUUGCCCUGAUUUUGUUGGCUAGAAAACAAAGAAGAAGAUAUCAGACGCCUCUGCAUGGUAAUUCGAUACAAGAGAAUCACGACAAGGAACCCAUACUGGAUGGAGCAACUGCAGAAAAAGCUUAGAACAAUGGAAUCAGCAUGUACAUUACCAAUAUACUGGUCGAUCAGAUGAAUAUGUAUGACAUUGCACAGACAAUUGAUAUACUGGUACAGUGUUGAUAUUUGCUGUUAUUCACCAAAAACCAAA